Molecule: messenger RNA, 1068 nt
Organism: Solea solea (common sole)
Lineage: Eukaryota; Metazoa; Chordata; Actinopteri; Pleuronectiformes; Soleidae
Exons: 3
Coding region: 237-617 (126 amino acids)
Source: RefSeq, a predicted model, not a curated record
GUUUGGCGUUGGCACAGAUUCGGGCUGGAGCCGCAGCAGCAGCACAGUGACCGGGCUGAAGGCUUUUGACUGGGGCCAACUUCCUCCGGGACAACCCUGACGAGAUGAGAGCAAGCUGGCCAUAAGUGACUUUGUAGUACGAAAUGGUCGUGGAGCUUUAAUACGUCCAAACGGUUUUGUAUCAGGGAUUUCACAGAAGCUUCAAGCUUUGCCAAAAAAAAAAAGGGGGAAAAAACAUGAUGACUUUCAACAGGAAGCGACGCUGCAGCUGUGACAGUGAAGAGGUCCAGCAGCUCAGUCCUCAGGCCAAGAGGUUAACACGGGGUCCCAGUCCACCUGUGUCAGACCUGGACUCAGAGUCUUCCAGCAGUGACAGUAGCAAUGGCGUCGGCAGUCCAGAGAGGGCAGUAGUGGUCACUACCAGGCCAAGCAUACGCAACCAGAACAACCGCAUCAACGAGCACCCCCGCAGCGUGGAGUCUGAAGACUCCGCCAGCUCCGUGCAGCACGGUCUCUAUGGCAACGACAGCACCGUCUCCUACAUCUCCAUCAACAGAGUCCUGAGAGAGGCGCACUUCAGCAGUCUGCAGUCCAGAGGGCGCUGCGGCUCGACAUGACUUUGACCCCACCCCCCUCUCCCUCCUGACGCUCAUCCAUCAGCGCAGUUUCUCCUCGUACAGCGACUGCUCCUCAAUGACCUCCGGCGACACACGGGAGGUCAGGAGACUGGGAAGUGGGAUGACGUGUGGGGAGGUUUACAGAUUUCGGGCACUGAGGCUCGUCCCCACCUCGCCGUGUUAAAACCAUUCGUUGAAACCAUAAUAAGCACAUCGGCCUUUCCACGGCCCAGCCACUGUGGGCGUCUGUGCAGUGUUGAUGUGUAUGUGUGUUUAUGUGAAUGUGUGUCUGUGUGCGUGUAUAGGGCACCCUGUGCACUUUAUAAAGAGGUGUCGUUCUCUUUACAUGCGUGCAUUGAUGUGUGUGGACAUUUUCAUUGGUGCUAAUCAUAAGAAACGAGUGCUGAAAGUGCUUGGAAAACUAAAUAAAGUAAAGCACUUUAUUCACAAA